Messenger RNA from Rhizoctonia solani, 1293 nucleotides. RefSeq lists its product as uncharacterized. NCBI's taxonomy places the organism in Eukaryota, Fungi, Basidiomycota, Agaricomycetes, Cantharellales, Ceratobasidiaceae. Bases 1 to 1293 code for a protein of 430 amino acids. The transcript has 2 exons. The record is from RefSeq and is a predicted model, not a curated record.
AUGACUCAUCUCCGUAUCUCUCACACAAGCAUUUGCGUUGGAGAUUUUUGCCUGGUUGCCCCCGAGUUUAUGCCCGAUUCUGAGUCCGAGGAUGGAACUCCACUUGUGACACCAAUACAUACCAGUUUUGGUAGCGUACCGGAUCCCACAGGUAUAUCAAUGGAAUUCGAGAGGCUCACUGAGGUUCCGCACAACGUUUCAGAUAAAUGCUCCUUGUGGGAAAGUGGAUACAAGUGCCCCAUGGCACCACGGGUUGAUAAUGGCUCCUUCGACUAUAACCCCGCACGUAAACACGAGCCAAACUCUGGAUUGGAUACGUCUUUAUGUUCUGGCACAAACAACUGUAGAAGCGAUUGUAGCGAUGGAUUUAAUAAGGCGCUAAUGGGACAAUACCAUUUACUCGGGCCCGAACCCUCCAAACACCCACGAGGACAAGCGAGGCGAACCGGUAGCAUACUUUCGUAUGCAAGUUCCAGUACCUUAGAGGAUCAAUAUCGCAUUAGGGCAGUUCCUUGCGCACCUCGUCCAGAUACAGGGUCAUGGUUAUCGAUCUCGGAAACUGUUGCGCCUAUCAUUAAUGGAGUUCGGUUCCUGAGCGAGAAGCCGACCAUCCACUACUCGAUGCUCCAAGAUGUUGCCCAGUCAACUCCCACAAAGUCUAUCUCAUCCAAGUGCCUUGCGACAAGUAGUAAAGUUGAUUUCAUUAAAAGUUCAAUAGAUGGAUCGCCGACUCGGGUUGUGAGAUGGAACCUUGGUCUAGGCUUGACAUUGGACGACAUUUCUGAGCCUGAUGGUUGCGGCACCAGCAUUGGCGAGGCGUCGGUGGAGUUCGCCGAAGAUUCCUUUUUCGACUUAGGAAUAGACUCUGGAUUUUGCUCCACCACUGAUACUACACUGAAUACGACUACUGAGACAAUCCCAGACUUGGUAGAUCCAUCUCCGAAAAAUCCAGUCUAUGAGGCGGUCCGUAUCAUGGGGUCAGAAUUAGGAAUCACUCCACAACUGGGAAUGUUGUCUAUACAAGGGCAUCACGAAAAUGUCAAACGACAAAGGACACAAAUUGUCAACAUGUUGAGACCAGGAACGCGAGUCGCUUAUACAACACAACUCUUACCGGAUAUAAACGCUCAUUCCGCUGAGAGAUUGGAUGAAUGCGGUGGGUCUUGUGAUUCGUCAAAUGGAGUGCCGCCAACCGGAUCCACAUUGGAAUUUUUGGCGGGAGAAGCACAGGGAAUACAACAUCGAAUCGCGGACACACCUAUUUUUACACUACUACCUCCCAUCGAGCUUUGA